AUGGCUGAUGAUGAUGUUGUUAGUCACACUCCAACAAACCCUAAUGUUGGAGAAAACGAUCCCGACCUCAACCUGAAUGAGGAAGCUACACCAUUGUCUCCCCGUAGUGAACGCUUAUUGAAACGACUUACAACUUUUGUUCAACAAACUUUUGAACAUCAUAAGCAUGACAUAGAAAAGGGUAAAGAGAAAGAGCUGGGUGGUCUCUCAAAACCCAAAUCUGAACGGUUGUCAUUUAAAAGCUUCCGAAGUAGUGGUGCUACUGAAUUCACUGGACUCUCUGAUCCGGUAAUCGCGGUGCAGUGGCUUCAAAACACUGAAAAAUUGUUUCGAAUUUCCCGAGUGAUGAAUGAGGAUAAAGCGAAUUAUGCUAGUGCAAUGUUGAUAGAGCAUGCACUCACUUGGUGGGAUGCAACUUUUGAAUCCCUGACUGAAAAUAAACGAGAAAGCUUGACCUGGGAGUCUUUCAAGACUCGUUUCCUUGAGCAAUUCUGUCCGAUCGACUUGCAACGAAGGCUUGAGAAAGAAUUCUUGGAACUCAAGCAAGGGAACAUGUCUAUGAUUGAGUACGAGACUCAAUUUAAUCGUAAGGCAUAUUUUGCCUUACGAUUCUUAUCUUCUGAACAUGAUCGAAUAGAGCAUUUUGUUGAUGGUUUGAGGAAGGAAAUCCGGGAGUUUGUUGUUAAUCGUUAUAUUCCGAGUUUCAAUAAAGUUGUGGAGUAUGCUCGUCGCCGUGAACACGAUUUAACAAAAAUUGAGGAACCAACUUCUGAAUCAAAGAGGCAACGAACUGAAAGAACCUUCUCUGUACCUACUCAGCGACAAUCUCGAUCUUUCACUCCUAGAAGGAGUCAAUCUCAAAACAUUCCGCGUGCCCAAUCACAAGAAGAAAGUAAGGCGUCAAUGCAGCAACCGGCGGUGGGUGGUGCUUCAAGUCAAAAGGAGGAGAUACCCAAAGCACGAGCUCGAGCUUUUCAGAUUACCGCGGAGGAGGCUCACAAUGAGGCAGACGUCAUUACUGGUAUUUUCUUUGUUAACUCUAGACCUGCUUGUAUCUUGUUCGAUUCUGGAACUACAAAUUCUUUUGUGUCACAUGUCUAUGUUCGUUAUUUAGAAUCUGUGCCAGUUAUGCUUUCUAUACCAUUUACCGUUGAUACUGCUAAUGGAGUCACUUUGGUAGCUGAUAGAGUGUUUAGAGACUGCACUUUAGUGUUAGACGAACAUGACUUUUUAGUAGAUUUGAUUCCUAUGGAUAUCCGUGGUUUCAAUAUCGUGAUUGGUAUGGAUUGGUUAGUGAAGAACCGUGCGGAUAUCAUUUGUUCUCAGAGGAUGAUUCGGGUACCAGUUGAGAAUGGAGACUACUUAUAUAUUUAUGGGAAAAGACGUAUAGGCGACUUGAAGGUAAUAUCUAUGCUUAAAGCACGACGUUAUAUUGCUAAGGGUUGCUCUUCUUUCAUGGCAUAUGUUUUGGAUGCAACYAAAGAAAUGAAGAAAACUGUAAAAGAUGUACCAAUUGUGUGUGAAUUUCAAGAUGUUUUCCCUGACGACUUGCCUGGGGUACCGCCGGAUAGGCAAGUAGAAUUCCGUAUUGAUUUAGUGCCGGGUGCUGCACCUAUUGCAAAGGCACCUUAUCGCCUUGCACCAACCGAGAAGAAAGAGAUGAUGAGUCAGUUGCAAGAAUUGCUAGAUAAGGGCUUUAUUAGACCGAGUACUUCCCCUUGGGGUGCUCCGGUAUUGUUUGUUAAGAAGAAAGAUGGAUCCUUUCGUAUGUGCAUCGAUUACCGCGAAUUGAAUCAGGUAACGAUAAAGAACAAAUAUCCAUUACCGCGUAUAGAUAACUUGUUCGAUCAAUUGCAAGGCGUAACUUAUUUUUCAAAGAUUGAUUUGAGGUCAGGUUAUCAUCAACUCAAGGUACAUGAAGAAGAUGUACCAAAGACAAUUUUUCGUACCCGAUACGGACAUUAUGAGUUUCUUGUUAUGCCAUUUGGAUUGACUAAUGCCCCUGCAGCCUUUAUGGAUAUGAUGAACCGAGUGUGUCAUCCUAUGCUUGAUAAGUCUGUUAUCGUUUUCAUCGAUGACAUUCUGGUGCAAUUCUUGGGACAUGUGAUUUCUGGCGAUGGCAUUUCUGUGGAACCAUCCAAGAUUGAAGCUAUACAGAAGUGGGAGCAACCCAAGAAUGCUUCUGAMGAUUUCUCAAAGAUUGCAGGACCGCUUACUUCACUUACCCGUAAAGAAGUGAAGUUUGUAUGGACUAAGGCUCAAGAGAAUGCAUUUCAGACUUUGAAGAAUUGUUUAACUCAUGCACCGAUUCUUGCUUUACCCGAGGGCAAUGAUGACUUUGUAGUACAUGGUGAUGCUUCUAAAUUAGGUUUGGGAUGUGUGUUGAUGCAGCGAGGCAAAGUAAUUGCAUACGCCUCUCGACAAUUGAAAGAAUAUGAGAAGAAUUACCCCACUCAUGAUCUUGAAUUGGCAACUGUUAUGUUUGCUCUUAAACUUUGGAGACAUUAUCUCUAUGGCACAAAGUGUCAGUUGUUCCCUGAUCACAAGAGUUUGAAAUAUAUUUUCGACCAACAAACUCUGAAUAUGCGUCAACAGAGAGCUAUGGAAUUAAUCAUAGAUUACGAUUGUGAAAUUCUAUACCAUCCUGGUAAAGCCAAUGUAGUGGCAGAUGCAUUGAGUCGGAAGCCACACGGGACCAAUAUUUGCUAUGCUAUCACUCAUGUGUCAAUGAAGUCUACUCUUAUCGAUGAUCUUCAUAGGUGGCAAAUCGAGGCAUUAAAGCCAGAACACCUGAAGUUUGAACGUAUGGUUGGUUAUGUAGACUGCUUAUCUGAAGAAAAGCGUGGUCUCAAAGUCUUUAAAACCCGAAUUUGGGUGCUGAGACUUGGGGGUUUGUGA
Messenger RNA from Cynara cardunculus var. scolymus (artichoke), 2898 nucleotides. RefSeq lists its product as uncharacterized. The transcript is spliced from 4 exons. Lineage: Eukaryota; Viridiplantae; Streptophyta; Magnoliopsida; Asterales; Asteraceae. The coding region runs from base 1 to 2898 and encodes 965 amino acids. The record is from RefSeq and is a predicted model, not a curated record.